AUGCUCAUCGACGCAUUCAAUCUCUGGUUAUAUGUGCCGCAGGGCCCACCGAAGACCAUUGAGGGUCUUGUCCAAUUAUUGCACAACGCGUCACUGAUCCUGGAUGACAUCGAAGACAAUUCGGAAUUGCGGCGAGGGCAACCCGCCGCGCAUCUUGUCUAUGGAACCCCGCAAGCGACGAACAGUGCGACAUUCAUGUUUGUCCAAGCCAUCCAGGAAGCCCGACGACUGAGAAUUCCGCAAUCCAUGGACGUCAUUCUCGAGCACGCUGAACGUCUCCAUCUAGGCCAGAGCUGGGAUCUGUACUGGAGGUUCCACAAUCAGUGUUCGUCUGAAAGUGAGUACAUGGGUAUGGUGGACGAUAAAACAGGGGCCAUGUUCCAGAUGCUGGUGGGUAUUCUCCAAGCGGAGAGCCCGGCCUGUCCCAGUUUGGAUUUGACCAUAUUGACGGUUCUAUUGGGGAGGUUUUUCCAAGUACGGGAUGAUUACAUGAACCUCCGGUCGUCGGACUACACGGAGCAAAAGGGGUUCUGUGAAGAACUUGACGAAGGAAAGUAUUCCUUUUUAAUAGUCCAUCUCAUUCAUGAAUGCCCCGACGCAAAGAGCUCCGUCACCAGUCUCUUCCAGCAGCGCCAGGAGAAGUUGUCCCGCGAAAACAAGGAGUUUAUUCUUGACCUUCUCAAAAAAGCAGGGACCUUCAAAGCUACCCUCAACUAUCUGAAGCAGACUGAGGCACAUAUCGAAGAGGAGAUUGAGAGGCUCGAGGAACUCGGCGGGCAACCAAACCCUCUCUUGCGGUAA
This is a messenger RNA of Aspergillus campestris IBT 28561, 801 nucleotides long. Its product is annotated as FPP/GGPP synthase family protein. The transcript has a single exon. Lineage: Eukaryota; Fungi; Ascomycota; Eurotiomycetes; Eurotiales; Aspergillaceae. Gene Ontology annotation, biological process: isoprenoid biosynthetic process. The record is from RefSeq and is a predicted model, not a curated record. Gene Ontology annotation, molecular function: prenyltransferase activity. Bases 1 to 801 code for a protein of 266 amino acids.